GUGAACUGCUUCCAGAGCGCAGGAAUCCGGUGGAUGUAAAUUUUGCCGAAAGUCAGGAAUUAUGUGGAUUUUACAGGUUUUUCCUCGUCGCUUUUUUAUUUGACUCCUGCUGAAAUUUGACAUUCGUGUCAGCGUACGCGGAACACGUCUCCUGUGGGGUAUUGAGCCGCCGGGACUGUCGAGCAGCGUGUUUUUUGGGGCGAAAAAGAAGAGGAAGGCGAGGGGAAAACUAGUGAAUUUCGAAAAACAUGGAGACAAGGAGGGGAAGGACCUGACCAGCUAAACUAACUAACAAACUAACUGACCAAAUGACUACAGAGGGAGUUUACAGCCGCGUGAAGAUAGAUAACCUACUAAAGAGAGGGGGGACGGAGUAUUUUUGGUCAGAUAUGUGUCGGACGGGUUUUGGGCUUUUUAAAUAAACAUGUCGUUAUUUUAGCUAACGCGACCGUUAGUCAGGAGCGAAGUCGUUCCGAGCAGAGCUCGAGCUCUAGUUGACAUCCAGGGGGUUGUAACGUUAGUUAACUAGUUAACUAACUAGCAUAGCUAAAGUUUUUUUUCCACUCAGUUCCAGUUCUUUUUUUCCUUGCUGUGGAAAAAAUAACUAGUUAAACAGGCAAAGUGAGGAAUUUGGGAAUUCUGUGGAAAAAAUUAAACUUACAAUGUAACGUUAGCUGGAACUUUCGAUUUGCUGGAUGUUUUGAAGCAGUUGUUGUGGUAGUUUUGCAGUUUUAACAGCUAGGUUACAAAGGAGAGAGGAGAAGAAUUAGCUCAACACAUUCUUUCUGAGAGAGGGGGGAAGUCCCAUGCCGUUUAAGCGACAGAGAAAGAGAGAGAGCGAGGGGCCUGACAAAUUCGACACAUUCGCCAAAUUAUUGUUUUGAGUAUAGCUAGUUCACUCAGAACGAAGUGGAGCGAUAGAUUAGUGCCAUAGCUGUAUAUUUUUGCACAGACACAGCCGCGAAGCAGUGGCUUCAACACGAGAAAGCAAACGUGUUGUUAUUAGUUCACCCAGUGGAGUCACAGAUAGAUAGGCAUUGUGGCUCAGUGUGGGAAUUCUCAGUUUAGAGGAGGGUCGCGGCUAGAAAGGCUGUGAGGUUAAAUAGUUCGUUAGUUAACACUAGUUACUAACGUUCAGGAAUAUAUUCAGACAGAAAGAGACCCAAAUUUGACAGAAAAAUACUUUGCCAGGUCUAGUUUUUUGUAGUGUCUUCAGAGGCUACAGUGGUUAGCCAGGGUUAGGAGAAGCCUGUCUGCCCUGUCCUGUUUCUGUCCUGGAAGUUGUGAGCUAGGUUAGCUUGCCUUGCUAGGCUAGCCAGCUAACCCAAAGUGGUGCCACACUCGUCUUGAAGGGAAACGGCAAAGCAAGACCAAACUAUGCGCCACAUUUACAGCACGCCUUUAACAUUAUUAAGGCGACUAACAGACACGAACAGGCACAUGUUUGCAUGACUAGGCUGGGCAGCUGCUCUUUCUUCUCCAUAGUGUGAGGACUACUGAAUGAAUGCCCACAACUUGUUUCUAUCUCCGUGUUCAAUGGGAAACAUCUAAUGACAUACUGCUACUACUAAAGCAAAGAACGCCUGACAAACUAGCUGGAUACUUUUUCUUUCCACGUUUCCCCCAAACGUACGCUCACGCACUGGCUGGAUUGUACUUCCCAUCAAACAUCUCAGUUUUCUCCGGACCCAAGUGUGUUUUACUUCGGUAAAAUGCUAGUUGGAUAAGAGCGGAAGAAACCCAAGACACAGAAGCCCAAUGAGCGGCUCACAGUCCACGAUAGUUGACAGGUUUCCCAAAAAACCAACCCGGUCAGUAAGUAUUCUCAGCAGGGACCACCCACCAGACAAGAAGCCCAAGAGUGACAAAGUGCCAACACCCCCCUCGCUUGAGUUUGACCCCACAGAGCUGCCUGUACAGAGUAUAGUGGCAGAGCGAAGGCCCGAGUCGUGUGGGCUUGUUCAGCGGUGUGUUAUCAUCCAGAAAGAUGAGAAUGGCUUUGGGCUGACAGUGAGCGGAGAUAACCCCGUGUUUGUACAGCUCGUCAAAGAAGAUGGAGCUGCUAUGCGAGCUGGUGUUCAGACGGGUGAUAGAAUUAUUAAGGUCAACGGGACAUUAGUAACACAUUCAAACCAUGUAGAAGUUGUGAAGUUAAUAAAAUCGGGCUCAUAUGUAGCUCUGACAGUGUUGGGUAGGCCCCCUGGGAUGCCCCAGAUCCCCUUGUCGGAGGGUGAUGGUGAGGGGGACCCCACGUCUACUCUGAGCUCCCCUCAUUCCCCUGGACUCCCCACCACCACAGAGCGCUCCUCUUCUUCCUCCAACACCAGUCCCUCCGACCGCAUAACAUCACCACUUCCUGUAUGGGAGGAGAACAGUGCAGUUCACUGUCAGAAGGUGGACAUCUUGCAGAAGAUGUUGACCAAGGAGCAGCAAGAGUUACAGGCUAUGAAGGAGGAGUACAGCAGGAACCCUACACCUAAACUACUGAAGGAAAUCCAGGAAGCAAAGAAGCACAUUCCAUUACUCCAAGACCAACUCAGCAAGGCCACAGGGGCUGGACAGGAUGGCUCCCUUUCUCCAAGGCCUGGUGAAACAGAAGUGGAGGAAGGAGGAGACGUGGAUUCUCCUCUACCCUGGCAGUCUGACUCGGUCACAGAAACAUCUUGGAGCAACAAUACAACACCGGUCACCCUAAAUCCUGUCCCUGAAAGCCCAUACCAAAGAGACACUCCAUGCCAGAGCCCAAAGACUCCCAGAGACAGCCUCACCUCCUGCCCGUCUCCUGACGCUGAAGACACGCCCGAUAUGGACAUCAACUCCCAUGGCAACAUGAGCAGUCCCUUAUCCCGCCUAGCACCACAGAUCAUCGGUGCUGAGGAUGAUGACUUUGACACUGAGCAAGAGCAGAUGAAUGGCCAAUGUAGCUGUUUUCAGACCAUAGAGCUGUUAAAGUCUCGGCCUGCUCACCUCGCAGCCUUCCUGCAUCAUGUGGUCUCUCAGUUUGACCCUGCACCACUGCUUUGCUACCUCUACGCCGAGCUCUACAAGCAGAGCAACUCCAAAGACACACGGCGGUUGUUCACAGAAAUCCACACCGCUUUCAUGGACAGAACAGCGCACCUGAAAGUACCGUUGACUGACGCUAUCUCGGCUGAUCUAGAUCGGAGGAAGCCUGAUCUGAUCCCUGAAGACGUGCAAAGACAGUAUGUGCAGCAGUUACAAGACACGCUUCUUCCUGACAUUCAGAAACAUCUAGAAGACUUCAGGCAAAAGCGCAGUAUGGGCCUAACUCUGGCCGAAGCAGAGCUGACCCGGUUGGACACUGAGAGAGUGAGAGACCGUGUGGCUAUGGAGAGAGAGAGAUCACGUGCAGAGCACAUCAUCAACAAGAUUGAUGAAGUCCUGAUGUCGUCACCGGCCGCAGAGGAGGAGAAGUGUAACACCAUACAAUGUGUUAUCCAGUUGUAUAUGAAGCACCUUGGAGUAAAAGUGAAGGAUUCUCGGGGGCUCGAGUCCAAACCUAAACGCAUGAACUUGUUCCCCAAAAUCAAGAAGACCAUAAAACCGGAGAAGGAGGGAGGUGUGGAGGAGAAAGUAAAAAAGACUCGCUUUCCCAGCAUUCUAGUCCCACCUAGAAGACCCAGCAAAAUUGAUGCUACACCAGUCACUAAAGCUUUGGAGCAGGUUAAGCCUCGGCCACAGAAGCAGCCAUCACAGCCUUCCCUGGUUUCAGCAGAGCAGGUUGACUCCUCUUCAGGGCGAGUGCGGAGCAGUCAGUCCAGCGACGGCGCGGACAACAACAUAGGCGUUAUCACCUCUCCUCCUUACAGUGCUCCUGCAACGCAGGGCCCCGACAGCUGCUUCAGAGACACUGACACAGGUGGAACUCCAUUCUCAGCAUUCCCACGGCUUGGAGAUGGCGUUUUACCUGGAGAAGGUCAGGACGCCUCAUCCUCAGGACCAAUUUUUGACUUCAGUGUCGGCGCCCUGGACCACCUCCAGGAGGAAGAGCCUGAAACAGACAGGAAUCAGGAAGGAGGUACGCCCCGGCCAGUGAGGAUGGACCCACUGAGCUUAGGAGAGGUGCAGAGUGAAGAUGAUCAGGGGGCUGAGGUCGAGCCGGAGCAGGACCCUCCUCACUGGCAGACACUUGUCAGCAGAGAAGUCCUCGCUCUACUGACUCCACAGGAGAUCAAGAGACAGCAGGUCAUUAACGAGUUGUUCUACACUGAGCGUGCACACCUGAGGAUGCUGAAGGUGUUGGAUAAUGUUUUCUACCAGAGGAUGACAAGAGAGACCAUCCUGCCCCCUGCGGACAUUAAAAACAUCUUCACCAACCUGGAGGAGAUUGUCCAGAUGCAUGUGUCCAUAAUGGAGCAGAUGACCGCUAUUAGGAAGAAGAACGAGACAGCAGUCGUAGACAUUAUUGGAGAUGAUCUGUUGUCCUGGUUCAGUGGAGCAGAAGAAGAGAAGAUCAAGCAUGCUGUGGGAACGUUCUGCAGUAACCAGCCCUUCGCCCUGGAGCUCAUAAAGAGCAGGCAGAAGAAGGACCAGCGCUUUGCCUCCUUUGUGCAGGAUGCAGAAAGUAAUCGGCAGUGCCGAAGACUUCAGCUCAAAGACAUGAUCCCUGUGGAGAUGCAGAGACUCACCAAAUACCCCCUCCUACUUGAGAGUAUUGCCAAAUACACUGAUGAUGCUGAGGAAAAGAGCAAGGUAAAACGUGCUGGCGAAUGCUGCCGAAAUAUUCUUAACCACGUCAACCAGGAAGUAAAGGAGGCUGAGAACAAGCAGAGGUUAGAGGACUACCAGAGAAGACUCGACCUCUCCUCAUUGAAGCAAAGUGAACAUCCCAUGAUAGCUGAGUUUAAGAAUCUUGACUUGACCAAACGGAAAAUGGUGCACGAGGGACCGCUCUCUUGGAAGGUGAACAAAGACAAGACAAUUGAGUUGUACACACUCUUGCUGGAGGAUAUCUUGGUGCUAAUGCAGAGGCAGGAUGAGAAGCUAAUCUUGAAGUGCCACAGUAAGAAUCUGGCGGGCACAGCCGAGACCAAACAUAUAUUCAGCCCCAUCAUCAAGCUCAGCACUGUGAUGGUGCGCUCUGUAGCUACUGACAACAAGUCAUUCUUUGUGCUGUCAAUGUCGGACAAUGGAGCGCAAAUCUAUGAGCUGAUGGCCCAGACUGUGUCUGAGCAGAGAACGUGGCAAUGUCUCAUCACCCAGAGAGCAGACAGUAUGAAGGGCAAGCAGCCGAAUGUCAUUCCUUUACCUCAGACUGAUGGUGUCCGUGACGCUGUCGAGAUGAUCAACUCAAGUGUGCCGAAAAUGAACAAAGACCAAGACCGUCUCUCCACUGGAAGUAACCAGUCUCCAGAAAAAGACACCACCUCUUGCACUGAGAUUAUGCCAGGCUCUUCAGCAGGAACCAACCCAUUCGAGACCAAGUCUGAGGAUGAGGGAGAAGUAGAGAGUUUACUUCCGGUUCAGGAUGAAGAGGAGGUGGAGGCAGAGGAGGUGGAUGAGGAAGAGGUGGAGGCGUUCCUGGAUUCUGACCUGGCCUACAAACUUCCUUUCUUAAAGCAGGGAUCACGGCAGGCCAUCGCUAUAGAAGAGAAGGACUCUGAGGUCUUUGACAUGCCUCCACUGAUGGCAGAUGAAGCACUCCGAAACUUGGCUGCUCUGAGGCAGCUCCUGAUAAAUCACAUGGCCAGUCAGGAGGAGGUGGAUAAGGGAGAGCGAGGGGAGACUCGAGCACAUGAGCUAAGGAUGGGCUCUCUGCAGGGAGCAGCAGACACCGCUGCCCCCAGUGGCUCUGUAGAGAACGGCGCAGAGAAGACGGAGAUGAUGCAGGCCAAGCCAGAGAAUGCUCAGGAGCUGCCCUCUGGAGAUACAGGCUUCUUCGAGACUUCAGAGGAAUAUGCAGGCAGUUACAUGGUGCUGGAGGGUUACGGUGGCUCUGGUGAGAGCAGUACUGAUGAUGAUGUUCAGGGCAGCAGUAUUGAGCCGACAGCAGCAGGAGACUCUGGCAUUGACCUGAAGAAGCUCCUCUCCUCGUCCUCCUCACAGAGCGGAGGACCCAACCUCAGCAGACAGGUCAUGACCCACUUACGCCUGCUCCAGGCCAACCUGCAGCAACUAAAGGAUGUAGAAAGUAAAUAUAACCAACUAUGCCAAAAGCAAACAGAGGAAGCAGCUACUGACUCAGAAGAGAACAAAGAUAAAAGCUAGUGUUUCCACUGCUGUGGACUUCAUGCUGGAAUUGCAGCAGAUGCAGAGAUUUUGGGAAAAUGCUGUGGUCUUUAUACUCCAAGCUCAACAUGCAUGAAUAUUAAAGCAUAUCGGACGUCAUACACAGGCGUUGAUCAGCCCUCCCUCUUAUACCCAGCCUACAAACACCCACACACUCCAGCUAAUCGCUAAAAACAUUUUCCAAGCACCUUUGGGACAGGGAGGAAAAAAAUAUGAUGAUGAUUGAUGAAGAUGAUUAUAAAUGAGGACAUGAAGAUAUUCCUUGACCACUGCAUCUGCCAGCUGCGUACUGGAGCUGUGACUAUUGAACAUUCCACUUCCUGUCUGCAUGAACAGUCCACCUUUUUGAAAUUCUCUCCUAUGAACUCAGAACGCAAUGCCUCCUAUGGGUCAGCGGUUUGGACAGAAACAAAAGGAAGACAGGAUAAUGGCAGGAGAUCACUGAGGAUAAACUACAGCCUAGCCUGGAACUUCCCACUUUUACCUACUGAGAUAUUUCACUUGAGGGUAGAUGAUAUACGACAUGACAGCCACCCCCCCCCCCCCCCCUCCCCAAACAAAACAAACAAACAAACAUCUAAUUGCGUGAAGAUUAUGACUGGAUGAGAUGAGGUUUGAUAUUAAAGCCAAUAAAGAUACCAGGUGUAGUUUUAUGAGGUAUUUUAGGCCUUAGCUAAGCCUUAGGCCUCAUUUAUAAAAAAAAAAAAACAAAAAAAAAAAGGACAAAAUCUAAUGCAUGAACUGUCCUUCAUAAGGACUGCCUAAUACCACAGCCUACUAGUUCAUUCCUUAUUGUAUAUGGAUAUGGGUAUGAAUGUUAACGUGUGGUUAAGGAGAACAGUAAUGCGUUACUGACACUCAAAUUAGCAUUAGGUCUAAAUGAGGACUUUAUCCAGAAGUUGACUGUAAAGCACCAUAUAUUAAGUUAGUCAAUUGAUGAAAUUGAUGAGGGCAGAGCAGCUAAUUCCUUUAACCAGAUAUGCUAGCAUGGCUAACAAUGAAUGGAAGCUGUGUAUUCACUUUCAUUCACUGUAAGCAACUUUUAGCACUUCUGACUGAACUGUUACAUAAAGAAGCAUUGAGCUUCUCUGAGGAAAGGGUAGAAAGCGGAAUCAUUUCCACGGUGUUGUAUAUCGUACUGCUGUUACAGCGUAAACAUCAGUAUGAAAGCUGUUACAUUUUGCAUUUUGGAGCACAUCACCUUGAAGAUCUCUGAAGGGACAUAUCUAUCUCCUCUCAACCAACCAGAAGCCUAAGUUUAAGCUUUUAAAACUGUAUUUAUCAUUGUCUACCACAUUCUUUUGAAUGAAGCUACUGAAAAACCUCUAUGGCAUAUUAGCAAUGACCAAGAGAAACCAAGACUCAUCAUUGUGGGUUGAGGCGCUACAUACUGCUAUUGUACAAGCCAACUCAACCCAACCUGAAGUCUUAUCGGAUUAUGACAUGGAUAUUUUUUCUGGAAUUUGGGAAUGAAGUUAUAUGAAGAGGAAAAGCUUCAGAAAAAAAUGCACAGACUUAACAGACCAUGAAAGGUCUUAUUUUUAAGUGUAAAAUUGUAUAAUUAUGACCAACACUGCAUCUCUUAGAGACCUAAUUCCUUGUUUGUGUUUUUCCCCCUUCUGCUUUCUACAUCAUACGAGUCAUUGUAUUAUUUUAACAGAAACUACUAAAAAAAAAAAAAAACAAAGGAAGAAAAAAAAAAUAAACGACUGCAAGGUAUCCUUAAAUAUUAAUGUAAUCUGUAUUUUUAUUUUGUCUAGACAUUCAUGAGGUAUUAUAUUUUAUUAUAUUAUUGAGCACUAUUAAUAUGGUCUUCUCAGCUUUCUGGAAAUAUGAAUAGCUCUAAUAGAUUCUAUUAAAUUUGACUGAACUGAUAUUGUUCAAAAAUGGAAAGAAAUCUUGCACACUGUCUUCAUUUGAUCACAUUAUUUCAGAAAAGUAUGGAUAUGCAGAGAUGUUACAUGGGGUUUAUCAGUAAAAGAUCAACACCAGAACCACUUUAUAUGUUGCAAAUUUAUUCAAUAAACUGGAAACACACAGUGAA
Molecule: messenger RNA, 8293 nt
Organism: Astyanax mexicanus (Mexican tetra)
Lineage: Eukaryota; Metazoa; Chordata; Actinopteri; Characiformes; Acestrorhamphidae
Gene: arhgef12b
Product: Rho guanine nucleotide exchange factor (GEF) 12b
Exons: 41
Coding region: 1759-6228 (1489 amino acids)
Biological process (GO): G protein-coupled receptor signaling pathway; Rho protein signal transduction
Cellular component (GO): cytoplasm
Molecular function (GO): G protein-coupled receptor binding; guanyl-nucleotide exchange factor activity
Source: RefSeq, a predicted model, not a curated record